Molecule: messenger RNA, 970 nt
Organism: Oncorhynchus keta (chum salmon)
Lineage: Eukaryota; Metazoa; Chordata; Actinopteri; Salmoniformes; Salmonidae
Product: probable JmjC domain-containing histone demethylation protein 2C
Exons: 5
Source: RefSeq, a predicted model, not a curated record
GAGGAAGUGGACAGUUUGAGUCCUGUUCUCAGGGACAACCCUCAGCUUCAUGAAGAGGUCCGGUUCUGGCUCAAAGAUCAAAAGGUUCAGGACAUUUUUUUGCAAGGUCCGUAUUCAUUAAAUGGUUACCGAGUUCGUGUUUACAGACAAGACUCGGCCACUCAGUGGUUCACAGGGAUCAUCACACAUCAUGACCUCUUCAGCCGUAAUAUGGUUGUGAUGAAUGACCAGGUUCUAGAGCCCCAGAACGUUGACCCCUCUAUGAUCCAGAUGACCUUUCUGGACGAUGUGGUCCACUCUCUGCUGAAAGGAGAGAACAUCGGUAUCCAGUCCCGACGCAGGUCCCGUUCCAACCAGAACAACUCUGCCCAUGGUCACUACACCCGCGCCCAAGCCAACAGCCCCAGACCAGUCAUGAACUCCUCUGGCGGGGCAGUGAAGCAGGGGUCAGGGGUCACCACCCAGCAGGGUCAAGGUCAGGGCGGGUCCCAGAGCCAGCACUCCCCUUGCCAGGAACAGACGCAGCACCGCGGACCUGGCUUCUCCAGGAGGAAGGGAUCUGACAGCAGUGUCCCUGAUGAUGACUUCAAGGGAGACAACGUGGACUGUAACGAGAGAGCAGGGAGAGGAGGUGAGGAUGAUGGGGAAGAUAGAACAAGAGACUUCUUUAAAAGUACAAGCAGCAAGCAAGUGGCUGUGAACAAGCGGAGGAAAGCGGAGGAGGAAGAGGAGGAAGAGGAGAAUAAAUCAGGUUUGAAAAGACUGAGAAGCGAGACUACAGUGAGGUCUGACUUCUCUGAGAGCAGUGACUCUGAGAUGUCUACCAAUAGAACCAGGACGGCAGACUCCUCCUCUUCCUCAGAGCAGAACUCAGAGGAGGAGCUAAAAGGAAAGACCGGCCAGGAGGGCACAAGACCCAGGGUUCUAAGACUGGGAAGGAGUCUGCUCUGACAGGCAGUCUCUCCCCUGG